AUGGCUGCAGAACAAGCAAUGCGUUACCCACCGAGACUUUACGAAGAAGGGAUGUCUAGCCUCAAGAAAAAAAGCAUGUGUACCUAUUUUAGGAUGGCAGAUUUCCCUGGGGUUAGGGAAUCAAUUGGACAAGACGCGUGGGAUGAGAUCAAGCAAUUACCUCUUGGAAUAGUUGCUAAAUUAGUUGAAAGAAAAUUCGUUUGGUCUGCUAAGACUGUACACUAUCUAUUGUGUAAUCAGUUGAGAAUUAAACACAAAGAGCUUUGGUGUUUAGUUGGUGGCCAGCCUAUAAGGUUUGGUUUGAAUGAAUUCGCUCAACUCACGGGGUUAAACAUAGAUCCAACUCCAUCAGAGAAGUUUGAACCUUCAGUUGACUUCAAACAGUUCUUAACAGAAGAAUUGAAAGUUCACGGUGGGGAAGGUCCAACAUAUGAUGAGCUAAUUAAAGGAUUAUUAUGCUUGAAUCCUAGAGGUAGUUCCUACACCCUUGGUGGGCCGGUUUACGUGUUACAAGCUUGGGCAUAUGACUCUAUCAAAUGCUUAGGAGAGCGAUUCGGGAAUUUAGUCGAGAAUGAAGAGAUCCCGUUGUUUCGAUGGCCUGGGACCCGUACACGUUCAGCAUUAGAUGUGGCCAUUGCUGAAGAUAUCAAAAAGUAUAGUGAGCUGCGUGUGAGUUCAAUGGUGAUGAAGGGUGAUGUAAGUGAGCUUUUUCAUACGUGGCCAAAUCAGACAGAAGAAGACCCAGAACUUGUCAACUUGGUCAAUGACAUACAUGGAGAAAAGCUUGUUAAAGGUUUUUGGGAUGUGAAAGUGAUUGAGGACAAGAAGAAGAGUGGAAAAGUUAGAGCAGCGGUUGAGUCUGAAUCUCCCGCUGAUAAGAAGCAGAAAGUUGAAAAGGGUGGUGAUUCUGGUGCAGAAGAUGCACAUAAGAAGAAGAAGAAGAAGAAGAUAAACGAGGAGGUAAAGCCUCAUGAACAGAAGACUAAGAAGAAGAAGAGUGAGGAGGUAAAGGCUGAUAGUGAAGAGGACGAUGCUGGUGGAAAGGCGUCACUUAAAUUACUCGUGGGUAUGGUUUCAGAAAUGAAAUCAACUAUUGAGACCAUGAAAUCAAAGGUUGAGACCUUUGAUGAUAAGUUCACACGUGUUGAUGAAGAAUUCGAGAAAAAAAUUCAUGAAGAAGAAGAAGAAAAAGCAGUUCUGGACAGUAACAUUAAUCAGUGCAUCAAGAAUCUAAAUAAGGAUUUCGAUGAGGCCACUAAUAAGAAAGAUGGUCUUCUUGAUUUCAUUGAGAAAUCUCCCUCUCCUGCUAAUAAGAAAACGCGGCCUGUGACGCGGAAUUUAGAAGCACAGCAGAGGAAAGAGGCCGAGGCUCAAAAGAAGAAAGAGGAGAGGGCAGAUGCUGAAGCAAGAAGGAAAGCGAAUGAGGAAAAAGACCAGCCAAAGAAGAGAGGUAGAAAGCCUAGAGCUGUUCAGCAGCUGAAACCAAGUGUCCCUUCUGAUCUGGUGGAAGAACUUGCUGAAGAUGUUGUAAAGAUUACUCUUGUCAAAUUCAAACUCUCAAAGGUUGAGGUUGAGGACAAGAAAGGGGACAGAAAAGGGGACAACAAGGGGGUUAAGAAAGGGGACAACAAAGUUUCUGACAGUGAAAUAGAGGAUAUCACUGAGUUAUAUUUAACUUACCUGACGGUGUUUUUACAGCAUGUGGCUGUGUAUAUAAGACUCCUUAGGAAACGGUUCCUUGUUUACCCCUGCCCAUUACACACCAAACGUAUUGCGUUUAUAUACCCGUGGUUUACUGCUUUACUCUUACAUGAGUAUAAUACAACAUUCAAGGAAAGACCACAAAGUUUUAAAUUCGAUGGUGGACCUUAUGAGCUGGUUAUGAACGGGAAAAUGCCGCAAGAUCAGCCCACUGGUUUGAAGUGGAUAGAAGAUGUGGACAAACUGUAUCUUGUUUUACAAAGCGGAGGUGAUCACUGGAUUACGCUAGAAGCUGACCUGAGAAGGAGCCAUAUCGAUGUAUAUGACAGUAUUGUGGGACAGGUAACACCUGAAAGUGAAGCAAGAAUCAUGAACUCUGUUAAGCCGUUUGCGCAGAUGCUUCCGGCAAUGCUCAACGCUUUAGUCCCUGCUGAAAUCCGUCCACAUAGUAAUGCGAUGUUUUCCUUCAGAAGGAAGAGUAUAUCCAAGGUCCCUCAAAACCGUAAUCCCGGGGACUGUGGUGUGUACUCUCUCAAAUAUGUGGAAUGCUUAGCACUUGGUGUUAGUUUCGAUGGCCUCUGUGAUGAAAAUAUCCAAGGUAUACGGCUGAAGAUGGCAGCAGAUAUUUUCGAUGAGGCAGCGGAUUAUCACAGUCAGUUUCAGUAA
Molecule: messenger RNA, 2367 nt
Organism: Capsella rubella
Lineage: Eukaryota; Viridiplantae; Streptophyta; Magnoliopsida; Brassicales; Brassicaceae
Exons: 6
Coding region: 1-2367 (788 amino acids)
Biological process (GO): protein desumoylation
Cellular component (GO): nucleus
Molecular function (GO): deSUMOylase activity
Source: RefSeq, a predicted model, not a curated record